Messenger RNA from Vicia faba (fava bean), 231 nucleotides. The record is from the annotation of a GenBank genome assembly. NCBI's taxonomy places the organism in Eukaryota, Viridiplantae, Streptophyta, Magnoliopsida, Fabales, Fabaceae.
AUGCGUGGAUGGUAUGCUACAAUCACCAUAAAACCAAGGGGUUAUAUGGAGAUAGAUAACACCGAGGAUGAAAUGCCUUAUCAAUCUGAUGAAAUUUCACCAGUUGUGCCAAUCACAGAACUUGAACAAAUAUGUGGUUUAGCCGAUGAAGGGUUAAUUGAUGAUGUUGAGCCAGUACUAGUGACAGAUGAUCCAAUGAUUCAAGAUGGAGAGAACAAUGAUGUAAAUUAG